Messenger RNA from Neltuma alba, 456 nucleotides. RefSeq lists its product as uncharacterized. The coding region runs from base 76 to 456 and encodes 126 amino acids. The transcript has 2 exons. The record is from RefSeq and is a predicted model, not a curated record. Lineage: Eukaryota; Viridiplantae; Streptophyta; Magnoliopsida; Fabales; Fabaceae.
AGAACCCAAAUUCAGUCACAGCUCACAUCUCCUCAGAAACAUCUGAAAUUCAAGUGAGAAAUCGAUCAUCAAAAAAUGAUUUCAAGGGCCACAGCUUCUGGUUUCCCAGAUCUCUCUCAAGGCCUGCACAAUAUAUUUCCUGCUGCUGCUGCUGCUGUUAAUCUGGUUUCACCCUCUGUUGAAUCAGCUCCCUCUCAAUCAACCUCGCUCAUGUUCAAUCUCUCCCUCCUCAAAGACAGGCUCACUCAUGUCCAGACACUCGCGGGUAUUCUUAUUUCCUCGGAUCAGACCUUACCAGACUCUACCUGUACAACCUUAGCCAGUAUGAAUUCUAUCAUCCAGGAAUUCAUUGUCACUGCCUCCUCCAUGGUGCUCACGUGCCAACACAUGUUCCUUAGUUUCUCUCCACCACCAGAGAGCAAGGUAUCUUCUCUAGUCCUGAUGAUCAAACCUUGA